CUUUCUUUCUUUUCAGUUCAAAGAACUUGAAUGAUUCGAACUUCGCUACGCGUUGCCAGUUUGACCGAAAAAAACUUGCCCGCAUGUUCCGUUACUUUAGUUCAGUCGGUCGAAGAUAUCGAAUAUGAGCAGGUGUUCUGCAUAAGGUUACCGGGUUUAGCCGGGUAAUGAAAUCUAGAAAGAAUUCCGAAUAUAGCUUUUCGGCUACGGCUCUUUUUUGGUGUACGGUUUCGUUUUGCGUGUGUGUUGUUACGGGUAAUUCCGUGAGGUUAGCAUAUUCCGAAGAGCCAAGGCCGAUAUUAUUCUCAGAUGGAAAAACUUUGGCGGAAGUAAUUUUUAAUGACGGUGGUGAAAUGACCCAUUGUCGUCUGCAUGAAUUAGAAGAAGUUUCAGAUGCAGACGUUAUAAUUCGAAACAGUGGAUUAGCAGUCAAGUACCCAAAUUUCCACAACAUGCUUCAACUUAUAAAUAACUGCACUAAGAUAGAAAUGCCUUUAGCUAAUAAUACAGAAGCAUCACCCACCGAUAUACCAGACCUCGGAUCAAAUUUCUGGUCCCCAUGGGCUAUAUGGAAUGGAAUAGUUCCUG
Stegodyphus dumicola is the source of this 588-nucleotide messenger RNA. RefSeq lists its product as uncharacterized. Gene Ontology annotation, molecular function: A2-type glycerophospholipase activity. NCBI's taxonomy places the organism in Eukaryota, Metazoa, Arthropoda, Arachnida, Araneae, Eresidae. The record is from RefSeq and is a predicted model, not a curated record. Gene Ontology annotation, biological process: phospholipid metabolic process; arachidonate secretion.